CCACCAUCACCAACCAAUUCCAUUCAUCUUUACAACCCCUCCAGAUCUCCGAUUCUUCUCAUCGAGCCUCGGCCGUUCUCCAUUUCUUCCCCAUCAUAUACCUCAUUUAUUUUUAUUUUCUCGUAUCUGUAUUUUAACUAUCGCCGAAACGGAAGGACAUGGAUGGGGAUGAAACUGAUUUUUCUCCGGCUACUCUCCCACGAGAUACUACCUCUGCUUUGGUGGAUUUUUUUCGGAUCUGGUGGCCAGAGCAAUUUGGGGAGAAGGGAUAUGCUGAAAGAGAACAUGACGGAGAACCAGCGGCGGUGGCUGAACUUGACGGAGAACCGGCGGCGGCGGCUGAACUUGACGGAGAACCGGCGGCGGCGACUGAACUUGACGGAGAACCGGCGGCGGCGGCUGAAUUUGAUGGAGAACCGGCGCCGGCGGCCAUGGAUGAAGUCCCUAAGCUUGCAGGGUUGUGUGCAAAAAGUGCAGUUAGCAGCCUUGCAGGAUGGGAAGACAGAGCUCUUGGCUGCAGGGCACUUCUUGCUUGCGGCAGUAGGAAAGAAAACACUCAACAGGAGAAAAAUGUACAUUUUGGGAGUGAAAAAAAUGCUAGGAAAGGAGCUCUUGGCCACAACAAAUCGGAAGAAAAAAAUCAUAGCUUGUUAUUAUGUUGAAUGAAUAUAUUUGAAUUAUAAAUAUCCAUGUAUUACUUGAGUUCCUCCAUGGAUGAGAAUUAUGAAAGUUAAUAUUAUUUCUUAUGUCUGAUUCUCUUUUAUGACAUUAUGAAAACACUAAGUAAUGCU
Molecule: messenger RNA, 791 nt
Organism: Cuscuta europaea
Lineage: Eukaryota; Viridiplantae; Streptophyta; Magnoliopsida; Solanales; Convolvulaceae
Source: the annotation of a GenBank genome assembly